Messenger RNA from Phoenix dactylifera (date palm), 1192 nucleotides. Its product is annotated as Translation initiation factor SUI1 family protein. The record is from RefSeq and is a predicted model, not a curated record. Gene Ontology annotation, molecular function: translation initiation factor activity; mRNA binding. Gene Ontology annotation, biological process: translation reinitiation; formation of translation preinitiation complex. NCBI's taxonomy places the organism in Eukaryota, Viridiplantae, Streptophyta, Magnoliopsida, Arecales, Arecaceae.
ACCCAGAUGCCGCUCGACUGUUUUGCCCUACUUCUCGGGCACCAAGUUCUGCACCGGUGCGGAGUUCCUUCCAUAAAAAGGACGGCAAAUACCAAAGAACCGAGGCGAGUUCUACCGCCAGUCUCAUUCCAAGGCUUUUGCAGGUAUCCUCGCCUCUCGCUCCCUGUAUAAAACAAAUCGCUCAUCGUCUCAGAGAGACAGAGAGGGAGGGGGAGAGAGAGAGAGAGAGAGCGAGAACGGGGGAAACAAGAGUCGAGGGAGGAGAAGCUUCCGAUGGCGGAGAAGCCCCAGCCGGUCCGCGUCCUCUAUUGUGGUGUAUGCGGCCUCCCGGCGGAGUACUGCGAGUUCGGGCCCGACUUUGAGAGGUGCAAGCCCUGGCUCCGCCAGCAUGCACCGGACCUCUACCCCGACCUCCUCAAAGAGGCGACCGAGAAGGAGGCGGACAAGGCCGCUGAUCAGCUGCAGGCGGUGGGGAUUUCUGGCGAAGGUGGCGGCGGAGGCGAGGCUUCUUCAGGUACUUUAAUUGGGGCUGCCCUAGGACCUAAGCAAGAAGUGAAACGCCUUCCUGGUGGCAAGAUAAAGAAGAAGGAAAAGCAAGAAGUUGUUAUUGAAAAGAUUAUCCGCAACAAGCGUAAAUGUGUGACUGUUGUGAAAGGCCUAGAGCUGUUUGGUAUAAAACUAAGUGAUGCUUCAAAGAAGCUUGGGAAAAAGUUUGCUACCGGAGCUUCUGUUGUUAAGGGCCCAACUGACAAAGAGCAAAUUGAUGUCCAAGGGGACAUAGCUUAUGAUAUUGUGGAGUUCCUUACUGAGACUUGGCCAAAUGUGCCUGAAACUGCAAUUUUCUUUAUUGAAGAUGGCAAGAAGGUUGCUGCUGCCUAGUUUUGCAUUUUAAGGGAGUAAAAGUUGCCUGUAAAAUCUCAUAUUAGUAUAUGGAGGAAUUUGCCUUUGAGAAUAUUUGAUCAUUUCUUUAUCGUACGUCUACAAAAUUAUGCCCUUGUUGUCAGAUGGAUGAUUUUCCUGGCCUAAGAAACCAUUUUAUGUUUUGUCAUGACAUAUAUGGGAGUCAUAUGUGGAUUUCUCUCCCUGUAGGUUGCCUUGUUCUGUUACAGGGCUUGUUUUUGAUCAUAAGCAAGUGCACUGUGCAAUAAAAAAUGUUGCUUGUAUCAAUGCUAUUUUUCUGCUCUUUGAUGUU